Musa acuminata AAA Group (dessert banana) is the source of this 2739-nucleotide messenger RNA. RefSeq lists its product as uncharacterized. NCBI's taxonomy places the organism in Eukaryota, Viridiplantae, Streptophyta, Magnoliopsida, Zingiberales, Musaceae. Gene Ontology annotation, molecular function: RNA-DNA hybrid ribonuclease activity; nucleic acid binding. Bases 1 to 2739 code for a protein of 912 amino acids. The record is from RefSeq and is a predicted model, not a curated record. The transcript has a single exon.
AUGAGGAGCCCGCGCGAGCUCGCGGACCGCUCUAAAUACUGCCGUUUUCACCGACAGCCCGGUCACGACACCGAGCAGUGUCGAGAGUUAAAAAGGCAAAUUGAGGAGCUCAUCCGCCGAGGGCACCUCGGCCCAUACCUCCGGCCAGAUAAGGAGCUCUCGCCACGCCCGGAGGGUCCCAUCGAGCGACACAUAGACGUCAUAACCGGCGGACCCGCGUCCGGAGGGAGCUCCGUGACGGGCGGGAAGGCAUACGCCAGGGCCUCCCUGGCCGAAGCUUCCAAGUAUGAAAAAGGGCCCGAAGUCACUUUCCCGACCGGGGGACCUGAGCUAGCCGAACAUGAUGACGCGCUGGUGAUAUCAGCCAGAAUCGCCAACGCGCAAGUAAGAAGGAUCAUGGUCGACACUGGGAGUUCGGCCGACAUACUUUAUUGGGAUACCUUCCAGAAGCUCGGCCUGGUCAGAGAGAACAUGAAGCCGGUAUGCUCGACGCUCACGGGGUUUACCGGUGCCUCAAUCUCGUCACUAGGGGCUGUCACCCUGCCCCUAACUUUGGGAGUUUUCCCUAAGACCAAAACAGUGAUGACUUCCUUUCUGGUGGUCGACCUCCCCACGGCAUACAACGCCAUCCUCGGACGACCAACCCUCAACAAGACCCGAGCUGUCAUCUCAACUUACUACCAAACCAUCAAAUUCCCGACCCACGAUGGGGUCGGGGAAGUAGCAGGAAACUCCUGGGAGUCCAGGCGCUGCUACUUGACUGCCAUAACGCUGAACAAAAAAGCAAGGGUCCAAUCCCCGCUGGAGGACCCCCGGGAGGGAAAAAAGCCGACUCCCCGCCCCGAACCGAGGGAAUCCACCAUCGACCUGCCACUAAUCAAAGACAGGCCCGAUCAAACGAUCAAAAUCGGGUCGGGGCUGCCCGAACUGGAGCAACAGCAGCUCGUCGGCCUUCUGCAAGCCAACGCCGACAUCUUCGCUUGGACGCCAUCAGACCUAGUAGGAGUCCACCCAGAAGUCGCGCUGUACCACCUAAACAUUUCGUCCGACGCUCGCCCGAUGAAACAAAGGCCCAGGCGGCAGGCCCCAGAUCGGCAACUUGCCAUCCGAGAAGAGGUAAACCGACUUCUGGCGGCCGGUUUCAUAGAAGAAGCCAGGUACCCGCAAUGGCUCUCCAAUGUAAUCCUCGUCAAAAAGCCUAAUGGAAGCUGGCGAAUGUGCAUCGACUACACCAGUCUCAAUAAUGCAUGUCCAAAAGACUGCUACCCCCUACCGAAGAUCGACCAGCUAGUCGACGCCACAGUCGGCCACGCCCGUCUCUCGUUUAUGGAUGCCUUCUCGGGGUACAACCAAAUCAGGAUGGCACCCGAAGACCAAGAACACACAGCCUUCCUCACCGAGCAAGGGGUAUACUUUUACGAAGUCAUGUCGUUCGGGCUGAAAAAUGCCGGGGCCACGUACCAGAGGACGAUGAACAGAAUGUUCGCCCAUCAGAUUGGACGAAACAUGGAGAUAUACGUCGACGACAUGAUCGUAAAGAGCCGAACAGCGGAGGCUCAUUCUUCCGACCUGGCUGAAACAUUUGACACCCUACGAAGGUUCGGCCUGCGCCUCAACCCUGCCAAGUGCGCCUUCGGCGUAACCUCGGGAAAAUUCCUCGGAUUCAUCAUACACGAGAGAGGGAUUGACGCCAACCCGGAAAAGGUCCAGGCUAUCAUUGACAUGCAGCCUCCUCGGACGGUUAAAGACUUGCAACGCCUUAACGGGAGGCUAGUCGCCUUGUCACGCUUCCUUUCCCGAUCGGGAGAUCGCUGCCUCCCCUUCUUCAAGGCCCUGAAGGAUCCAAAAAGCUUCCAAUGGACGACGGAAUGUGAAAGGGCCUUCGAACAGAUGAAGCAACACCUGGCCAACCUCCCCCGACUCGCUUCGGUCUCCCCAGGGGAGAAAUUGGGUCUCUACCUCGUCGCCUCUCGACACGCGGUCAGUUCGGUUCUGGUCAAUGGAAACUCCAGCGACCAACUGUCGGUCUACUAUGUCAGCCACAUGCUGAGCGGGCCAGAGGGACGCUACCCGCCGAUUGAAAAGCUAGCGCUGGCGCUCGUGCUAUCGGCACGAAAGCUCCGCCCUUAUUUCCAGGCCCACCCGAUAGAGGUAAUAACUGACCAGCCACUUCGGCUUGUUUUGUCCAAAUUCGACGUUGCAGGGCAUCUCCUCAAAUGGGCAGUGGAGCUUGGCGAGCACGACAUACGGUACAUACCUCGGACCGCCAUUAAAGCCCAGUCCGUGGCCGACUUUAUCGCAGAGCUGACCCCGACCACAGGCGAAGAACCCGAACCACCUCGUGAGACAUGGACUCUCCACGUAGACGGAUCAGCCAACGCAAAGGGCGCCGGCGCAGGGCUGGUGCUGGUUACACCUGACGGUUGCUCAGUCGAGCGUUCCCUCCGCUUCAGGUUCAGAGCCACCAAUAACGAAGCAGAAUACCAAGCUCUCCUGGCGGGACUCCAAUUGGCACUGGAGAUGCAGGUGUCCGACAUACACGUCCUCACCGACUCGCAACUGGUGGCCGAGCAGCUCGGCGGCGGGUACGAAGCCCGGGACCCGACCAUGGCGAAAUAUCUGGCACAAGUAAAAAACCUUGCCACCAAGUUCGCCCAUUUUGAAUUGUUAAGAGUUCCCAGGAGCGAGAACCAGAGAGCCGACACUCUGGCAAAACUGGCAUCUGGUUCGGCUCCCUAG